GCCGCCGCACUUGCUCCACGAGCGCUCGGUCGUCAUUCGUACAACGCAUUGCAAAGUGCAAACUUUGGUAACGGUAAAACGCUUGUCGUUACCUCGCGCUGCGUCGCCCCCGCUACCAUCGUCGCCCUCGCCGUCGCCGUCGUUGCCAUUGUCGUUGUCGCCCCGUCGGCCAAUGGCCAUGCGCCAGCCUCGCACGAAAAGUGUGAAAAAGCCAAAAACCCAAAACCCAAAAAUGUGACCAUCAAAUAUUUUAAAUAUUAAAUGUUGAAUGUGAAUGUGAAUGUGUGUGCAACAUCCUUAAGAAAACGAGCGUCAAAUACAAUAAUUGUCUAUGUAGAGAAAAUAAGCGCUAUUUCAUCAGCCUCCAACCUCAACCUCAGUCUUACACUCAGCCAGCAUCUUAGCAAAGCACCUAGAAUAAUCGUUCAGGCAUGGAACUUUUGAAGCUAAUGAUGUUCAAAAGUGACUUUCUGUCCAAUGGCAAAUGUGACGAUCGCGUACCGCCCAUUAACCUCAGUCAAUUGCCAGAGUUUCUCUUGUCAACGAUACCAAAGUGUGGCGGAUGCCACGAACUGAUCCUCGAUCGCUUCAUACUCAAGGUGCUGGAGAGGACAUGGCACGCCAAGUGCCUACAAUGCAGCGAGUGCCACGCCCAGCUGAACGACAAGUGUUUCGCACGGAACGGGCAGCUGUUCUGCAAGGAGGACUUCUUCAAACGUUAUGGUACGAAGUGUUCCGCUUGUGAUAUGGGAAUACCGCCAACGCAGGUGGUGCGUCGUGCCCAGGACAAUGUCUAUCAUCUGCAGUGCUUCCUCUGCGCCAUGUGCUCGCGCACCCUCAACACCGGCGAUGAGUUCUAUCUGAUGGAGGAUCGCAAGCUCAUCUGCAAGCGUGACUACGAGGAGGCUAAGGCGAAGGGUCUCUAUUUGGACGGCUCGCUGGACGGUGAUCAGCCGAAUAAAAGGCCGCGGACCACAAUCACCGCUAAGCAGCUGGAGACUCUGAAGACCGCGUACAACAAUAGCCCGAAACCCGCCCGACAUGUACGUGAACAACUGUCCCAGGACACGGGUCUCGAUAUGCGUGUGGUGCAAGUCUGGUUUCAGAACAGGCGCGCCAAGGAGAAGCGCCUGAAAAAGGAUGCAGGACGCACUCGAUGGAGCCAAUACUUCCGCUCAAUGAAGGGCAACUGCUCGCCCCGCACUGACAAAUUCCUCGACAAGGAUGACCUGAAGGUGGAUUACGACAGCUUCAGUCAUCAUGAUCUUAGCAACGAUAGCUACAGCACCGUCAAUUUGGGCCUGGACGAAGGCGCCUCGCCGCACAGCAUACGCGGUUCCUACUUGCAUGGCAGCUCGAGUCCAUCGCAGUAUCCUCCGAGCAGUCGCUCCCCGCCAGCGGUGGGCCAAAGCCACACGUUCGGCUCAUAUCCCGACAAUAUUGUAUACACUAAUAUUGAUCACGCUGUGGGUGCUGGAAUGCAUCCAAACAAAUCACAUCAUCGCCUGCACAGUAGCAACAAUGUUUCAGAUUUAAGCAACGAUUCUAGUCCCGAUCAGGGCUAUCCUGACUUUCCACCCAGUCCCGACUCCUGGCUUGGCGAUUCGGGGAGCACCAACAACACCAGCAUCAACAACAACAACAACAAUGCAAGCAGUAAUAAUAACAAUAGCAACAAUAACAAUAACAGCAGUGGCACAAACACGGGAUCCUCCGGAAACGGAAGUGGGCCAACAUCCAAUUCAAAUGCAACAGCAGCCGCAACUCCCAAUCCUGCAACUCCCGGCGUUCAUUACUGAUACUCAAAAUUACUUUUGCGUUAUUUUGAAAUGCAAUCACGCAAUUUUCUGCAGCUCGCAGCUGCCCAACAGCAGCAGCAGCAACAACAAAAGCAUACAUCGCAGCAGCCUCAAUAGCAGCAGCAGCAGCAGAAGCAACAACAUAACAGUCGUUACGACGCCAUUUUAGAAGCUUUUGUGCACUUAACAGCGCUGGACGAGAGCAAAAGCUUUACACUUAACAGUGCUGGCAUUCGCAAGCAAGCUUUUACAUUUACAUUUUUGUUUUUGUUUAAGCAUUAUUAUGCACUCAUUUUUCUUACUUUUACUAAUUAAUGUAACACAAUUUGCUCAAGAAUUCUAUUUAGUUAAAACUUAAAAAAUUGAUAAACCUUAAAACCAAGCAAAACAAAACAAAACCAAAUACUUAAUGACGAUAUGAAUAGUUUUGAGUACAAGAAGCAUUGUACUUAGAAGUACAUAGUACAUACCUAGAUGAUGAUUGCGAUGGUGGUAAUUAUGUAUCCCAGGUCUAAAUGUUAUAACGAUUAUUACCCGCUUUUGUUUAUAUAAUUUUUAAGUUUGAUUAUUUAAUGUAUGUAAAUAUUGUAUAUUUGUGUAUAGUGAAAAAAAAACAAUGGAGAACUACAUUUUAAAUAACACUAAGUCUGUAUAGUGGGGGGAAUGCGGGGUCAUAGUGCACAAUAUUUAUUAGGCCGAUGAACCCCAGUUUAAAAAAAAAACAAAACCAGAAACCAAAAAAGGAAAAACCAGUUAUUUAUUGCUUUAUAUAGGAAUACAAGAAUUGCAUAGGAGAAAUAUCAAUUACGAAAAAGUGAUGUCGUAUAUACAUACAUAUAAUAUAUCUAAUGUAAUACCAAAACCAAAAACCAAAAAAAUACAAUGAUUUCAAGCAAAUAGAAACUUCAGUAAAAAAUGCAAACUACGUAAAACAAAUAACGAAUUUUUAAAUUUAUUGUGUAUUACAAUAAGUUUAAUUAUUUCAAAUAAAUGCGAUAAAAAAUAAAUUACUAUUUGACAUGUAAGAAUAAAAAUGAUACAACAAAUUGUUAAAAAAAAAAAACGCAACUUAUUUUUUAUUUUAUGCAUCACCUCUUCAGAUAUAUGGAUCUUAUCAGAUCAUUCGAUGUGUAUAUCUGCUGAUAGUUUGCAUAUAUGUGUAUGUGUGAGUAAUUAAGUGAAAUCUACAUUCUCUUCAUUUUAUCAUACCGUUGCAAUUGAUCUCUUUAUGCUGCUCUAUCGCACACUUCUACUAUUUCAUUCAUACUGAGCGCACAAGUGGUACAGCUUUCUCUCUCUCUCUCUCUGUCCCUGUCUGUCCGCCGACUCUGAUCUGUCUGCUGGUUCUGUCGUUGUCUGUUUUUCUCAUUCAGUCUCUUAUCCUACGUUCGCGCAACAACGUCUAAUUAGCAGCCACCCGCAGCAACAGCGAGGAAGCUUUUUGCGCCUAGCGCCUUAACUUAAUUGAUUACAAAAUUGCAUACAUAUAAAUGUAUAGACAACAAAAUAAUGACUAAAUAAUGUCGUGUCAUUUGAAUUUUGCAGUUAUUAAAAGUUCCCAUAAUAAUUCUACGUAAACUACAACAAAACGCAGCAGCAGCCACAGCAAAGCCCUUGUUGUAGUUGUUGGGCGUGAGGAUGCAAAUGUGUAAUAUGUUUUUGUUUUUGUUGCGACGUCAAAUUGCAUUUGCGGCCGAUACGCCGCUCGAUCCUUAAGAUUCUCCCAAAUCAAAACAUCGAAUACAGACACGGUCAAUAAGUAGAAAAAAGAAC
This is a messenger RNA of Drosophila albomicans, 3572 nucleotides long. RefSeq names its product LIM/homeobox protein Lhx3-like. Bases 432 to 1799 code for a protein of 455 amino acids. Gene Ontology annotation, cellular component: nucleus. Lineage: Eukaryota; Metazoa; Arthropoda; Insecta; Diptera; Drosophilidae. The transcript has 8 exons. Gene Ontology annotation, biological process: epidermal growth factor receptor signaling pathway; regulation of transcription by RNA polymerase II; neuron differentiation. Gene Ontology annotation, molecular function: DNA-binding transcription factor activity, RNA polymerase II-specific; RNA polymerase II transcription regulatory region sequence-specific DNA binding; epidermal growth factor receptor binding. The record is from RefSeq and is a predicted model, not a curated record.